AUGCAAUGGUACAAUGACCCAGUUGCGUCGUCUGGGAAUCAAUAUCGGCCUGGCAAGAGCGCGCCUCGACUGUUGCAGGACUUGUCGGUGCAUGAGAUUGGCGGUCUCAUCCUUCCCAGCUUUCCCGAAACGCUACUUGGUCCAGGUCAUCAAGGCCCGCGCCAUGAAUGGAUAGCUGAUCUCCCAGCUGAUGGCAAGUGGGAAGAGGGUAAGCCGCUCAGUGCAUGUUGCUGGCGGACGCGAAUGCAUGCGAGCAUGCUGCUCGAGUACCCUGACAAUGCCGAGCGAUCAGAAAGCUGUAAAGUACAUGGCAAGCUACACCACUUCCAGCUUGACGACGGGGAGACAGUACUAGCGACUGACUCGUAUGGCAGGUAUGAGAAACUGGCAUAUCGUUGCUCUCGUGGUCAGUGUCGUGCUCAACUUCUGAUUCAAUUGCGCAAGUCUGAGCUGAGCCAAGCAAUCAUCGACGAUGUGCUCGCCAUCCGGCCUCUAGCAACUUUUGCCUCAGGGCCUCCAUCCGCCGACACCCCAUCAAGAUUCUCUACACUCAUGGCACUUGAAUACUUUCUCAGGCAUACAGCUGGGUUCCAGUCAUCGCCAGCCUUACCGAAACCUCGGGAGAUUUCUGUGAAACCUGGAAGUCACUUCAUGAAGCGUGUCGGACGCGAGCCAGAGAUUUUGGCGCUCAUGAAGGCGCUGAGAUUCAGCCUCAGGCCCGCUGAUUGGGAUGGCAAGUCUUAUGUAGACGAAAGCGAGAUCGUGCACGAGAUGGACGAUGCAAAUGAAGAUGAAGCGAUUGAAUGGCUUUACUUUCCACCUGACCCAAGACAGCCCGGCAUUCGUGAUUUCCUGCGUCGUCUGCGCUUAGAAAUGCAGACCUUGGCAAUGUCAGCCAAAGUAGCUUCGCCACGGGAUCCCUUCACGCACAGCACAUGGAAUGUUUCGCAUGAACGCGCUGAAGCACGCUGGCUUAUCCUCAUGGAGGCCGAAGAACGCUUCUAUACAAAGGAGGCUGUCCCUUGGAUGCACGAUACGAACUCUCCAGAAGAGCUAGCGUAUGCCAAACUUGGCAUUACAGCAGCGUUUCACGACUCGGCCAUUCUUGAUUUUUACGAGUUGCAAACUUGUGCCGAUCAACGCAACCGCUCCUGGUACCUAAGUGCACUCGAGGCUAUCGCAACACAGCGCAAAAGCGAAGCUCUUCAGAUGGAGAUGACCCAGCAACGGUCGAUGGGAGUCUACACCAGGCAAGACUUGGCCAGAUCAUAUGCGUGCUUACAAUCCAUCGCUUCAGAUGACGAUGAGACGCUGAUUAACAUUGCUGCAUCUUACAUGCUCGACGAUGAAAAUGAAUCGAUGACGCGCCGCGUUCGCGACGCCCUUGCUAUCAUUGCCGAAGAGCGGGACUCUUCAGUCAUACGCAAGUAUCUCAAUGCGCCUCAGAAGGAUUUCGCAGACAUCACGUCUGCUCUACAAUACCUAGGAGCUGAGGCAGAGACGGACGAAGAGAUGCUCAUGUUCCUUUACAAUGAUCGGAAAGACACCAAUGAGCAAUUGGCGAGGUCAGCACUUUCGACCAUUGCAGACGAGCGUCAAAGUACGCGACUUCGGCGCUUCCUUGAUCUUGGUGAAGACGUCCCACUACCGAGUGUUAGGUUCACUUUGCCAGAAGCUGCAAACGUCAACAAAGCGAUUGAGGAUUCUGAGCUUGAAGUCCUAGACCCAGACCUCGCUUACAGCCGCCUUGGCGUCGAUGAUAAGUCUGUGGACGAUGAUAUGUUGCUAGCUUUGUUUGAGAUUCGCCAGCUUGACGACCCUGACUCUGCGGCUGCGCUUCGCAAAGCUCUUGAGGUGAUUGGAGAUGUGAGAAGAUCUGCGACGAUCCGAGGAUUUCUCUCUGGUGACAAGACAACAGUCGAGGCUUAUCAGGCGCCAGAAGCCUCUCUUGAUCGUCCUGUAGGCAUGGAGAAUAUCGGCAACACAUGCUACCUCAAUUCCCUGCUGCAGUAUUACUUCACAAUCAAACCACUGCGAGAGGCUGUAUUGCGCAUGGAAGAUUUUGCUGAACAAGAGCUCACGGAUGCAGUUCUCGCGCAGAAGAAAGUGGGAGGACGUCGCGUAACAAGAGAAGAAGUUGAACGUGCUCUUCGCUUCAUGCGAGAAUUACGAACACUCUUUCUUGGUCUCAUCACCUGCAAGGAAGCCAGCUUAAAGCCUUCAAAAGCAGUUUGCUUUCUCGCUCUCGUUAGCUCACGUGAUGAAGUCAAGGCAGCUGAAGACGAUGUAUUGGAAGGAGUCAGUCCGACUCGCCUUGUCAAAGGCACCGGCAUAAAUUUGCCCGUGACGGACAGCAACCAGAUGGUGCUCUUCAAGUCUCCCUCACCUUCUAUCCCUAUCGAUCCCUCGUUCUCCGACACAGUGAUGGGUGAAGACUUAGAAAUAUCAAGUCCGACCUUGUCUGCGCGCUCCCCGAAACGCAAGCUCAUCACACCGCCCUCAGAAGGCGAUUUACCAGCCGCUGCACGUCCGCGGGCCAAUUCAACCGAGCCUAUGGAUACCGAAGAGGACAUCAUUGAUCAAUCGGCCAGCACAUUAGUGUCAGACCACCCGCCUUCAUUGUUAGAUAUGGGUACACUUGAUGCAGGUAUUCCUUUGGUGGACGAUCACGGUCUACCUCCUGCAUAUCAAGACGUUUGGGAAGAUAUUGGAACAGACGAGGCGAAAUUGUCCAGCAAGGCUGAUCCACUACCGAUCGUGCCUCCACGCAUUCCAAAGAGAACAAAGUCCUCCUUGCUAUGGUCCAAUUCGAGUGAUUGGGGCAAACAGCAGGACGUUGCUGAAUGCAUCGACAACGUCCUGUUCCAGUUGUCCGCAGCUUUGAAACCGUCGAGAGGUCACCAUCCCGUUGACGGAGAACAAAUGGAUCUCGUGAAGGACUUGUUCUUUGGUGUGACGCGACAACGAAUCAGUAUUGCUGGCAACGAGCCAAAAGAAGAACGCUUUAGUAACACCAUUGUCAACUUGGAGCACGACGGGCAGUCUCUGUACGAUGCUCUUGAUGCGGUCUUUGAUGCCCGUCCUGUGGAGCUCGAUAACAAGCAAGUGUACCUCACUUCUCUUAUCGCCGAGGCGCCGACAUUGUUUCAAGUUCAGAUUCAGCGAGCAGACUUUGACAGGACAACCAUGCAAGCCAUUAAGAAGAACACCUAUCUGAAGCUCGACGAGACAAUCUACCUCGACCGCUAUAUGGACACGGAAGACGCGGACUUGCAAGCGCUGCGCGUCCAAUACGCCGAGCGCAAGCGAGAGCUUUCCAAUCUUCGUACAGAACGCACAAAUCUAUUGGCAAUCAAAGAGAAGCGAAAGGCUGCAGAUGAGGCUGCCAAGAUUGAAGUUGCAAAGGCAGCAGCACCAGUGCAAUCAGCGUAUACAGAUCACGACUGGAUUGCUUCAGCGCGAGAGGUAGCAUCUGAUGAUGGAAUUGACGAUGCACACAUGCAAAACAGUGGUAUACUCGAUGUCGAUGCGCCCGGUCACAGGUCGGAGUCGGGUCGCCACGGCUCUGUACACGAGCUGGCUCAAGCAGGUGACAGUGCGUCAGUCAUUCGCGAAUUGCCAGACGAAGUGCCAGAGACGCAGCACUUGGAAUCCGUGCAAGAGGCGGAGGCGGAGACAGAGCCACUACCAAGUCUGGAAGAAUUGGACGAUCUGCUCGAAACCAACGAAGCUCAGAUCAUGACCCUCUCAGCAGCGGCCUUGUCCAUCUUUGACGAUGUGCCUGCUGAUGAACAGCAGAUUCAUGAUGCACCACCAAAAGAUCUUCUAGACUUCUCUUCUGAUGCUCCAGCGGAUAAGCCUAUUACGACGUCACAUCGGCAGCAUGCCUACCGGUUGUCCUCUGUCUUUAUGCAUCGCGGUGCCGCCGACCACGGACACUAUUGGAUUUUCAUCUAUGAUUUUGCCAACGCCAAGUGGCGCAAGUACAACGACGAGGCAGUGACGGAAGUCACAGCAGAUGAGGCGGUACACCGUAACUUGACUGGAAUGACAGAAAACCCUUACAUGUUAACGUACAUCAGGGCAGAUGCGGUGGAUCGUAUCAGUCAAGCGCUAGUGCGUGACUGGAAUGUUGAAGCGGACAGCCUGAUAUGA
Messenger RNA from Protomyces lactucae-debilis, 4155 nucleotides. RefSeq lists its product as uncharacterized. Gene Ontology annotation, molecular function: proteasome binding; cysteine-type deubiquitinase activity. Gene Ontology annotation, biological process: protein deubiquitination; regulation of proteasomal protein catabolic process; proteasome-mediated ubiquitin-dependent protein catabolic process. The record is from RefSeq and is a predicted model, not a curated record. Lineage: Eukaryota; Fungi; Ascomycota; Taphrinomycetes; Taphrinales; Protomycetaceae. The transcript has 2 exons. The coding region runs from base 1 to 4155 and encodes 1384 amino acids.